Messenger RNA from Mus caroli (Ryukyu mouse), 4609 nucleotides. The record is from RefSeq and is a predicted model, not a curated record. Lineage: Eukaryota; Metazoa; Chordata; Mammalia; Rodentia; Muridae.
AGACAGAGGGAGUCAAAGCCUCCCGGUCCAGCCGUCCCAUUUUACUGCUUAACUCAGCCUGGAGUGUCAGAACCCAUCUCUGCCUGCCUUCUCUGUGCUUUGCACAGUGAGGCCAGUCGCUCCCAACGGCCAGCCCACUGAGUGGAACAGGGGUGUAGGGUGAACCAGCAGGGCUCUGCCCAUUGGGGUGACUUUCUAACAUUAUCUCUAGUGUAUUUUAACAGUACAGCGCUUGUGGUGGGACUCAGAGAGGGAGAAGCUUUGAUUGCUUUUUAAAAUCUUUUAUUUUAUUUUAUUUUUUGGCUUCUUUUUCUUCUGGUGAUCUGGAUUUGUUUCCUCGGGCCCCUCCCCUUGUUCCGUUCUUUCUCACUCCCGCCUUUGGCGAAGUGACACAGGCGACACCUGCUCGCUUGUGUCUGCUGCUGGAACUCGCACCUCCAAGGUGGUGAAGGUGCUGGCGCGCUCGUGACUUGGGGGGACAGCAGAGGGGUUCCCUCCCUUGGAGCACACGAUGCGGAGAGUGGCGGCGGGUGGGAUGCGAGGAGCUCGACCGGCUGCACUUGGAGGCGCGAUCGAGGGGCUGCAGCUGGCCGGGAGUUGCUGCUAAGUGGACGCGACUCGACGGCGCCCAGGUGUCCGAGAGGGCACCCGCGGGACCCGAGUGCGAGCUGCGGGAACGCAGGCGUCUCCCGGGGCGGACGCCGGCCGAGCGCACGGCCCGCGAGCCUGCUCAGAACCGCUCCACACCGGGAGCCUGCAGACCUGGGAGAGCCGGGGAACUCGAGGAGUGUGCUCGGCGGCGGAGGCUGCUCUGCUGAAGGUGAAUCACCGCGUCCAAUUGCCUUUCCCUAGAGAACCCGGGGGAGGGCGGGAGAGGGGGAACGUGUGAGCGCGCGCGUUUGUGUGCAAGGGAGAGAGCCGACGCGGGGCGAGAGGAAAAGUCCUCGCUCGCCGCUCAAAGCAAACAAAUCGGAGAUGGAAUAAGAGCGGCGGUGGCUGGAGCCCGCCUGGAUCCUCGCAGUCGCGGGAGCCGAGCGCACCACCGCGCGCAGCGCAUCGCCGGGGACAGCGGGCGACCGCGGGCGCCGCCGGGGGCUGCGGAGACUUUGGCUCUCCCCCUCGGUCGACGACCCUUCCGAUUACUUUGACACUGUGGGAUAAAGAGCAGAGCCCAGAGACCGACCUCGCGCUCUGCACCUUCCUUUUGCUUCGGGGAAGGGGGACCCCAGCUUGUAGGUGAAGACACUGCCGAACCCCCCUUUAGCCUUCGGAGGAGGCGGCACUCACACUCGCUCGCCCUCGGCGAACACACACCGGCGGACUUGAGGUCCCUAUGCCCCUGGAUGGUGCCAGCGGACCGGCAUCUGGGAAGCGAUGCAGGAGCGGUGAGGCUGGCGUCGGCCCGCGGAAGCUACCGGACCAUCGCUAGGUGCUGCCGCCACCGGGACGCCCGGCUGCAGGGUCUCUCACUGGACGUGGAAAUAAGCUGGUGACCAGCAGGCCCUAGCGCCUCUGUCCAGUGACAGUUACAGGAGCACAGGACCAUGCUGCCCAUCAGUUUUACGUGGACACUGGGAAUGAACUGGCACCUGUGCUUGUGCAGCGAGGGCUCUUACCCACUGCGCUGUCUCUUCAGCUUGCAAUGAGUAUCUAUUCAGUGAAUGAUCACCAAGAUGAAUAAGAGAUACUUGCAGAAAGCAACACAAGGAAAGCUUCUGAUAAUUAUUUUUAUAGUGACCUUGUGGGGGAAAGCCGUUUCCAGCGCCAACCAUCACAAAGCUCACCAUGUUAGAACUGGGACUUGCGAGGUUGUGGCGCUGCACAGAUGCUGUAAUAAGAACAAGAUAGAAGAACGGUCCCAAACGGUCAAGUGCUCCUGCUUCCCUGGGCAGGUGGCAGGCACUACCCGAGCUGCUCCGUCUUGUGUGGAUGCAUCCAUAGUGGAACAAAAGUGGUGGUGUCAUAUGCAGCCAUGUCUGGAGGGAGAGGAAUGUAAAGUCCUUCCAGAUCGCAAAGGAUGGAGCUGUUCCUCUGGAAACAAAGUAAAAACAACUAGGGCAAACGUGUAAAACUCUUCACGUUGGAAUGGAGAAAUAGAAAGAGAAGGUUUCUGCUGUGCCUGAUGACAAUUUUUGAUUUUCCACAUUCAAAGUUAUUCUGGCUCCACGCUGGAGCAGUAGUUAUGGCGAAUCCUAGUGUUGGUCGGAUUCUGAGGAAGGGGCAGAAGUUUCCUUGAGAAGUAAAGAUUCCAAACAACUCCAGAAAUGAGCGCCUGUCUCCUUUCAUUUCUCACAGAGCAGCAGGUAACCCAUUAACCACUCCUAAAUCAAAUAAUACUCAUGGCUGGGUUCAUGGAGACACAAGAAUAGAAACUGGACUCCUGCAGUGACCUUGAAGAUUUUUAUACUGCUUAGAAGAGACAUUUAAAAUCCAUUUCCAAGGAAUUCUAUGGCUUUUCAUCUACUCCUUAGUGAAGCUAAGACUUUACACACGUCUAAAGUGAACUUUGGGUCCUGAAGACUUCAUCAGCUGUGAACUAAAGCUUGGCUCACAACACUUCUGAGGGAAGGGGACACUGUUCUCCACGGAGCUGGGAUAGAGUUGGUUUUCUGGGGUGACACCAGAGACUGUCACCUUUAAGGUUCCUUGCUUCAGCUGUGGCUGUUCUUGUGUCUGAAGCUACUUCCCAAGCUCACUGUCCUGUCAUUGAUGUGCUCCUGGCUCUUUUGUUCCUUGUCUAGUAGGGCUCUGCGCAGCUUUGAUGACGUUCCCUUUGCAAACUCUUCCGGCAUGGCAUAGACAGAGGCAAUUAUAUUGGUAUUCUAACCUUGAAACUCUGAACGCCUACAUGUUUUAAUGUCUUACUCUUGCCUCUGUGAAAGGAAUAGAAGUAUUUACCCAUUGAUAAUGAUAAUCAUUGGCAAAUCACAGUGAUCUGAAUAUAUCCCUCAUAUAAGAAUGUGUAGGCGACCUGACACAUUUACCCAAGGCUAACAUGUGACUGCAGCUCUCUGAGGGUUGAACAGAUAGCAGUUAGGAUUGGAUUCUGAUUCCCAUUACACAGUGCUCUGUGCCUCUAGUGCACCCUUCCUUCCAGGGUUGUUUUUUGUUUUUUUGUUUUUUUUUUAAGUGUACUUUCCUUUUUAUAUUUCCUUUUACUUUAUUUCACAGAACUCAUCAGUGUACAGUCAAGUUAGCAGAGAGCUUUUGAUUUAAAAAAAUAAAAUAAAACCCGCCAGGGAUGCAUGUACUUCUCUGAUUUCUCAUCACUUCCAUUUUUCUUUCUGUCUCAUUUUAAGAUCGUCUCUUGCUCGAUCCCAAUGACUGCUUGAAUGCUUAUAUAUUUGUUCAGUCUAUGGAUAGAAAAAACAAAACCUGUUGAUUUUCCUUGACCACAAAGGUCUAACUACUCACUUAUGGUUGUUCCAUUCAAACAAUUCUUGGCCAGUAUUUUGUCCAUAUUUUCACACCCUAAAACUUGUGAUUUUUGGUUCUUCGUGGUUUUUCUUACAAAUAUUUAAAGGCCUUAAACAUUGAUUUACCUUUUUCUAAGUUAUUACAGAAUGUAUAAUUUUGUACGGCGUUUAUUUUGUUUCACUUGUGAUGUGGGUGAACUUCGGAACAGUGGGUACUGAGUUGCCACCGUAUAAUAAUAAUACCAUGUAAACCUAUAGUUUGAAGGCAUAUAAAAGCAAGGGUUUUCCAUGUCUUAAUUAUUUUAGCUUGAUCAAAAGAUGUUUCACUGAUCAUCCUAUUAGGUGGUCCAUCAUUUUAGUAAAAGAGUGAAGAUGUUUGGGACUUCUUGUAUUUCUAGAACUCACUGACAAAGCCAGUUAACCUUAGGUUGGUUUCUAGGGUGGAGGUUCAUAUAUUCUAGAGGAGAAUUUGUAUCUGUUAGUCUGUAACAAUACUCAAAGGGUCGCAUAGUAACUAGGACCUUUGGUGGGAAGAACAGCUAAAAGUGCAAAAAUCUGUUAAAAAAUUAAAUUGGAAAAUGACACUUUUAAUAUUGAUUGAAAGUCAACUGCCUCAUGAAACUGUGGGACAAAGUGAUUCCUGACUCACUUUUAAUUGCAUAAAACCAACUGGGUGGUUCUACAUGGGUUUUGUAAUGGGUCAGUUCUACAGAGUCAAAAAUGUAAGGAGUAACAGUUAUGUUGGACUUUCUCUGUCAAACAAAUUAUCACUACUUUCUUUGGUACAAAAUGAAAAACUAUCAUUUUGUAUAUUAUGAGUUUAUCCUAGGUUGGUUUGAAAUUAUGGAUCAUGCUUCUCAUUGCGAAAUCUAUGUCAUUUAAAACAACACUGGAAAUUCUGUAUUAUAUAAAAGUGUAAUACAUGCAUAUGAAUAGAAAAAAAUAAAUGGAAUUUCAAAUAUAUGAACUAGAAUAUUCCCAGUAGAUUAAUGUUGUGACUAUUCAGAAAAAAAUAAAUAAAAUUGGAAUAUAAAAUAGACACUCACUUUCACAAGUACAAUUUGGAAAAUCUGAUUUCUUGUAUCUUAUUUUAAAAGUACCCUAGUUAGUAACCAGUACAACUCUGAAAUUAGAUGGAAACUGACAAAUUUUUCAAUCCUCUUUUAAUAAAAUUCUGUGCUUAACUUUCCAUU